Syngnathoides biaculeatus (alligator pipefish) is the source of this 935-nucleotide messenger RNA. RefSeq names its product polyglutamine binding protein 1 (gene pqbp1). Gene Ontology annotation, biological process: alternative mRNA splicing, via spliceosome. Gene Ontology annotation, molecular function: ribonucleoprotein complex binding; protein binding. Lineage: Eukaryota; Metazoa; Chordata; Actinopteri; Syngnathiformes; Syngnathidae. Gene Ontology annotation, cellular component: nuclear body; cytoplasm. Bases 88 to 765 code for a protein of 225 amino acids. The record is from RefSeq and is a predicted model, not a curated record. The transcript is spliced from 8 exons.
CGGUUGCAGUAAUACGACUACGUCAUCAACGUGCGCCACAGGAAGUGGUCUGGUCGAUUCUGCGGGUGAUCGUCGCAUACCAGAAGAAUGCCUCUUCCCGCAGCCUUGCUGGCCCGCUUGGCCAAGAGGGGAAUCGUAAAACCGUCAGGACAAGGGGCAGACGAGGAGAUUAUUGCCGAAGAUUACGACGACAACAACGUAGAUUACGAAGCCACCAGGGUGGAAAAUCUGCCGCCAAACUGGUAUAAAGUCUUUGACCCCAGUUGUGGUCUUCCUUACUACUGGAAUGUGGAAACCGAUUUAGUGGCCUGGCUGUCCCCAAAUGACCCAUCAGCCCAGAUAACAAAAGCUGCAAAGAAACAAAAAGUGGACGCGGGGGACGACCGAGCGGAGCGUCAGUCCGAGAAGCCGGACAGGGAGCGGGACCGAGAUCGCGAGCGCUACCGGGACCGAGAUCGGGAACGAGAGCGCGACCGCGAGAGGGACGAACGGCGGGAACGAGACAGGAGGAAGCAGAGGAGGGAGGACGCGGCGCCGUAUCACAAGGCGAAACGAGGUAAAAAAGACGACGAAAUGGACCCCAUGGACCCAAGCGCAUAUUCUGACGCGCCCAGGGGCUCGUGGUCAAGCGGCCUUCCCAAACGUAACGAAGCCAAGACGGGCGCCGACACCACGGCCGCCGGGCCUCUUUUCCAGCAGCGGCCGUACCCGAGUCCGGGAGCGGUUCUGCGCGCCAACGCUGCGAACCAGUUUGUCAAGGAGUAAAAAAAAAAAAAACGAAACAACUCCCGGCUAAUCCGACCCACCUGCAAGGUUCAGAUCCAGAAGUGACUCCCGACGCACGGAAAGCAUCGAGCAGAAGACCCAGCAGACUUUGGACUCACCUGUCCCCGGUGCUCACCCAGUACAACCAUGAUGGCCUCGUAUUCGGUUUU